UUCACACAAGCAGAUGUGCAUAGUGAAAAUCGCCAACUUCAGUCUCGUCUGAAGAGUGUUGUUUCUUUAGAGAGGAUGAAGGAAGCUCUAGAGCGGAAGGAUCUGGACCUGGUAGCUGCUCAAAGGGAAGCACGCGAGAAGACGAAGCUUGCGGACGAGAAGCUAGCUUCAGUCAGCGAAUUGGAGGAUGAGAACGCAACAUUGAAGACGUCUGUCUCGGACGCUAAUCGUGAAGUCGAGCAGCUGAAGAAGGACAAUGAGAGUUUGACCGUUGAAGUCGAGGGCCUCAAGACCAAGGCCGGCAAGCUAGAGUCUCAUUUGGAACAACUCGCGGCAAAGCUUGUCCUGAAGCUGGAAGAACUCUAUCGGGACUUCGAGGCCGAAACCGGACGGGUCAAGAUAGGUCUCGACCCGAUUAACUGCCCCAUGAAAGAUGAGGUCGCGAUGAAGUUGCUUCGGCUGGAAUCGCGCUUGGACGGUGCAGUCGACUAUCUGGCUCGGGUGAAGGCGGCGAUGGUCCGAGUGGACGCUGAACUCUGGCCCCAAGUGGAGAUGCCCCAAGACAUGGAGUCUUUGAUGACUCGGCUAAAUCAGAUCGCAUACCGAGUGCAAGAGUGGAAGAAAUCUUCUGCCCACUGCGGUGCUGACAUCGCCUUGUUUUUGGUCCGAGUGCAUUGCAAGGAUGCGAGAGAAGACAAGCUGGCAGCUCUCAAAGUGGCGAACACCAAGAAGCAUUCCUUCCAGGACUUCAUGGACACCUUCCUCGAGGCAGCCACUCGCAUCGCCGACAUCAUCGACCUUGACAGCUUCUGUGACCCGGCCAGUCCUCCUCCCGCCGAGUGA
Triticum dicoccoides is the source of this 843-nucleotide messenger RNA. RefSeq lists its product as uncharacterized. The coding region runs from base 76 to 843 and encodes 255 amino acids. Lineage: Eukaryota; Viridiplantae; Streptophyta; Magnoliopsida; Poales; Poaceae. The record is from RefSeq and is a predicted model, not a curated record. The transcript has 2 exons.